Ictalurus punctatus (channel catfish) is the source of this 1735-nucleotide messenger RNA. It is a transcript of the gene lrrc59, whose product is annotated as leucine rich repeat containing 59. The transcript has 8 exons. Gene Ontology annotation, molecular function: protein binding. NCBI's taxonomy places the organism in Eukaryota, Metazoa, Chordata, Actinopteri, Siluriformes, Ictaluridae. The record is from RefSeq and is a predicted model, not a curated record. Bases 176 to 1126 code for a protein of 316 amino acids.
UUCAGAGCCAUUUGGGAUACGGCCAUAUUGGACCUCUCGCUGCCAGCUUACACAGAAUCACGGUGAAUGAAUGACGUGGAUUUUCAAUCAGUUAAAUUUCACCGUUGAACUGAGCGCUGCUGUGAGUGUUGGUCUCCGUGUCGACUGAAUAUUGUGUUUUCACAGCAGCUAAACAAUGAAUAAAGCCAAAGUUGAGAGUCUUCGAGACAAGGUGGAGGGAAAUGAGCUGGAUCUCAGUCUGUGUAACCUUACAGAUGUCCCGGUGAAGGAGCUUGCCGCUGUUCCCAAAGCCACAGUCCUGGACCUUUCCUGUAACAAUCUCACAACUCUAACUCCUGAUUUUUGUACACUGACUCACCUGGUUAAAGUCGACCUGAGCAAGAAUCAGCUGGUGAGCCUACCGGAGGAAAUCGGGCAUCUCUACAGCCUGCAACAUCUGGAUCUGUACAACAACAAGCUGACCACGCUGCCUCUCAGUUUCUGCCAGCUCAGGAGUCUGAAAUGGCUGGAUCUUAAAGAUAACCCUCUGGAGCCGACACUGGCCAAAGCUGCAGGAGACUGUCUGAAUGAGAAGCAGUGCAGGCAGUGCUCAGGAAGGGUUCUCCAACACAUGAGGUUUCUCCAGGAAGAAGCAGAUAAAGAGCGGGAACGCAAGCUGCUGAAGGAGAAAGAACAGGAAAAGAAGAGAGAAGCGAAACAGAGGGAGAGAGAGGCCAGGGAAAGAGAAGCACAAAAAAGGAAAAAGGCAGAGGAGAAGGAGAGGAAAAGGAGGGAAUAUGAAGCACAGAUGGCAGCUCAGGCUGUGCAGGAACAACAGAAGAAGAAGAAAGAGGAUAAGAAGAAGAGAGCCAGCCAAAAUCAAGAUAAAAAGAAGGUCAGUGUCUCCGGUGGUGUGCCUCAGACCAGACGCUCUUGGUGCUCUCGGCUCUUCUCUCUGCUCCUCAGGGUCUUGCUCCUGCUCAUCAUCGGCGCUGCAGCAGUGAUCGGCACUUGUCGGGUCACCGAGCUGAAGAAGGAGGCGUUCUGUGUUCCUGUAAAUCUGUACACAGAUGAGGUGCUGAGCUGGGCUCGAGGCCUGGACGUGGUGCAACAAGUCAUUCAGAAAAUCUCUGACCUUCAACAAUGACCUCUCGCUGGCUGACCGGCGACACGGCGUCCAUCUUGGGGCGUCUGGAGAGGAAGAUAUGUGCACUCAGGCACUACAAGGAAUGCUGUUCCCCUUGUUUCAGUGUCUCGUUUUAAAAUCAUGGCAUGGCUGUAUAGGGGGGAAAAAAAAAAUCAGAUUUCCAGAACAGAAACAGCCGAAAGUGGACUUUGGGUCUUUAUGGCUGCAUUCGAGCUACUGAACAAAGACGCUCGCCUUCAAACGUGACCUUUUAGCGCCUUACGUACUGUUCAUAAAUGUCUUAUUAAAGCAAACAGCUGCUGAAUUGGGAGCAUGCUUACUAUUUAUAAUCAUGUAGGGGGAAAAACAAACAUGGGAUGUACAAACUGUGCCAUUUUCUCUCCCAAUACAAUUCAGAUAAAAAAACAAACAAACCUCCCUUGCUUAUGUCUUUAACUUUCUUGACUGACACAUCUGUGCUAUGAACAUGAGCGAACUUCCACAGUGCUGUAUAUGUGCUAAAAUUAUGGAAUUGUAUACAUUUUGUAAUUUUUAGAAACAAAAAAAAAAAAGGAUUUUAAACGUUUAAAGGGGGGGUUAACGGCAUGAAUAAACGUCACCAUAUGGCCA